This is a messenger RNA of Bolinopsis microptera, 2510 nucleotides long. RefSeq lists its product as uncharacterized. The record is from RefSeq and is a predicted model, not a curated record. Lineage: Eukaryota; Metazoa; Ctenophora; Tentaculata; Lobata; Bolinopsidae. The transcript has 19 exons. The coding region runs from base 38 to 2479 and encodes 813 amino acids.
CAAAUAAUUUGAGGAAAACAGGCUGUAUGACAAAACAAUGCUGUUUGAGAUGGGAUCUAUCUGGAGAGCAAUUUUUGUUUUGUCAAUACUGUGUACUAAGACGUUACAGUUCAGCAAACUGAAGAAACCCUCUUCUGUUAAUGGAUGUUAUCAAAGUUCCAAUCAUGACACUUUCUUUUGGAGCAUUUCAGGUGACAAUCUGUACAUCAACAUAACAGCCAAAGUUACUGAAGAUGAGUGGAUAGCUCUGGGGUUGAGCGAUGAUACUAGAAUGGGAAAUGAUGAUGUUGUUGCGGUCUAUAAAAACAUGUCUACUCAGUUAUUCUCCGCAGCUUCUCUCCUUGAUCCUCAACAUUAUAGUUCAACUGUGUUUCAAAAGGUAGACAGUAUACUGAGUAGUUCAGCCUCUUAUAAAGAAGGUGUAGUUACAGCGAAUAUAACAAAAUCCAUUGCACUCUCCUAUCCCUUUAGGACAUUGAACAGCACUCCAAUUUACCUGUUUUUUGGCCGUGGAAAGAUAAGGCACAACAAACCUGGGUACCCUCUGCAUGAACAUAGACACAAUCCAUUCUGCAGUGAUAAACCUGUCUCUCUCUUCAAAGACAAACGAUAUUGCAUCACUGAAACUCACAAACUCCUCAAACUUCAUGGUAUUCUGAUGGUCGUGGCGUGGUUAUACUUGACACCCCUAGCAGUUUACAUUGCCCGAUAUGGCAAGGACUUCUUUGAAAGACCCUCAUUCUGGUUUUUGAUGCACAAAUGGGGCAGUAUCUUGUCAGGUGUGGUAGUUAUAGUGUCAGUUGUUUUGGCUUUUGUUGCACUACAAACAUUCGAGUUUGAGCUUCACCAGAUUAUUGGAAUUGUAGUGUUAUUACUGCUGCUAUUUCACGUGGUUCUUGCUUUCUUCCGACCUGCUCCCGAUACAAGCUAUAGAAGAGCCUGGGAAAUCAUACACAGAAUCACAGCUUUUCUCCUCUUUCUGGGGAGUCUCACAAAUAUCGUAGAUGGUUUAUACAUGUUAGACGCCCAUAGUGCUAGCUAUGUUGUAAUAUCUCUGCAACUCUUGGUAUUCGGCAUAAUCUCCAUUACCCUGGAAAAUCCUGAACUAGUGGUGAAUUGUACCAGUAGAGCCUGCGUGUGUCUCAAAUCGUGCCCUACUCUCUACUACGUCCUGAAUCUAGGAGGAACUUCCAAACGUAGCUUGAUAAAGUUGGCAACACAGCAACAUGGCACUAUAUUGAAACCCAAAUCUGCUAAUGGGUGUUAUCACGGAGAUGAAGGAACUUUCUUUUGGGCCAUUUCAGGAGACGAUUUGUACCUAAACAUAACAGCUACAAUAAAGGAGACUGAGUGGGUAGCUAUAGGCUUCAGUAACGACACUCUUAUGGGAUAUGACGAUAUUGUAGCAGUCUAUAAAGACUCUUAUGCUCAGUCCUUCAUCGCAGCUCCCCUUUUUGACCCUCAUGGUUAUAGUUCAACAAUAUUUCAAGAAGAGUUGGAGACUAUUGCAGAUAGUUCCAUAACUUAUAAAGAUGGAAUAGUUCAAGCGAACAUCACGAAAUCUAUCGAACUCUCGUAUCCCUUUGAUACUUUACACAAAACGCCAGUCUAUCUGAUGUUCGGAAUAGGUAAUAUCAGACCAGAAGACGAGGGAGGCGAUAUAAAGCCGUUAUACAUGCACCAUGUUAACCCGACUGUUAGCCGGGACCUUGUACCCUUGUAUAGGAAUACUCCUAGAUGCAUCUCUACUCAGACCCACAACCUUAUCAAAGUUCAUGGUAUUCUCAUGGUACUCGUUUGGUUAAACUUAACACCGUUAGCCGUGUUUAUUGCGCGGUAUGCUAAGUACUACUUCAAGAGACAGACGUUGUGGUUCUCUAUUCGCAAGUACACUGGGUAUUUAUCAGGUAUUCUGGUGGUAGCAGCUGUGAUUGUAGCUUACAUUGCUCUCGAAACAAUAGAGUUAGAACGGCAUCAGCUUCUGGGGAUAUCAGUUUUAGUGGUGCUUGUUGUUCACAUCAUCAUGGCAAUCUUCAGACCGCCUCUCGAAGCCAGGUAUAGAAGACUUUGGGAAGUGGUGCACAAGAUUACAGCUGGUUUACUUUUUAUGGGGAGCAUUACAAAUAUUGUUAACGGUCUGUCCAUGUUAAAUGCACAUGAGUCAUGUUACUACGUGAUAUCAACACAGAUCACUGUCUACUGUAUUCUCUUCAUCGUUCUUGAGAAUCCUCAACAGGUUGGAAGGUUCAUGAGCAAAGUGUGUAUCUGUUUGCGUAUCUCGCCCCAUUUCUACUAUUCCCUCAACACCCAAUACAAGGACGACAGUGACGAAACUGACUGUGACGACAUUACCAUGGUUACCAUGGACCUAGACAACACAGGCAGUAGAUCUACUUUUGUUCAGUUUGGGUUGUGUACUGCUGUUAUUAUAAACUCUAUUGUUAGUGUAACUAUUAUAUCUGCUCUGGUGAACACUUAAAAGAAUUUUAAGUAUGAUUGGGGAAUUUAAU